UUUGGACACUUGUGCGGCGGUGCUGUUAUCGUCGUGCGUUUGUUCGUAGCUCGCGUUUCCAACAUAAGGCUCGUUUUAUUUGGAACACCACUUUGGGUCUUUGUCAUUUUACCGAAAUCAAGCGACAAAGUACGUCAUUGCUUCCACCUAUCCAGUAUUCAUUCCAUUCGUUUAUCCACUCCGGCAAUUCCAUCUGUCAAAAGAUUUCUUUAUUGACUCAAAGAGAGCUCAGUAAAGGAGCUGUCAACGCAGAGCGCACGAGCACUAGUGAGAGACAUUGUGGUGAGAGUCAAAGGUCCGUGAGAGUAGACCGGUGAGCAAUGGUCGCCGCCACCUCUUCGAUGGAGAGCUUCUGGACCCUGCUGGAGCUGGCCAAAGAGCCUCUGGCCUGGAAGGUGUUCCUGUCUCUCGUCUGGGAAAAUACUAGGUGGUACCUUCUGAUGACGGUCGUUCUUACCGUGGCCACGGUCCUGCUCGGCUGGCUCUACACUGCCGUCUGGUGCGCCAGGUCCGCUACAGUCCGCGUCCGGCCGAACACGCCGUCAGAAACGGAGGUCCAGGAGGCCAGUUCCACCACCACCCCUUCCCCUGACGACCACUCCGUCCUGGACGAGCGCCGCCGACGUCAGGACUCGGACGAUGAGCCGCUGACGGUGCUGGUGGACACGACACAGCCGCUGCCGCCCGGCCGACUGAAGCGGGCAGAGCGGGAGGCGAUGAGGCGGCGCCUGGAGCAGGAUAUGACGGAGGAGCAGAAACGGGAGGAGAGGCAAGCGGAGUCUGAGCAGAUGGCGGCCAUAUUGGAUUUGAUGCAGAAAAACAGUGACAAGUUUGGAAACCCCUCCGCUGAGGAAAUGCAGUCUCAGAUGCGCCUAUAUCUAUAGAGACAAUAUAAAAGUGUAUUCCUUA
Amphibalanus amphitrite is the source of this 909-nucleotide messenger RNA. RefSeq names its product matrix-remodeling-associated protein 7-like. The transcript is spliced from 4 exons. NCBI's taxonomy places the organism in Eukaryota, Metazoa, Arthropoda, Thecostraca, Balanomorpha, Balanidae. The record is from RefSeq and is a predicted model, not a curated record. Bases 321 to 884 code for a protein of 187 amino acids.